Molecule: messenger RNA, 3390 nt
Organism: Leptomonas pyrrhocoris
Lineage: Eukaryota; Euglenozoa; Kinetoplastea; Trypanosomatida; Trypanosomatidae
Product: putative mitochondrial DNA photolyase
Exons: 1
Coding region: 1531-3390 (619 amino acids)
Biological process (GO): photoreactive repair
Molecular function (GO): FAD binding; DNA binding
Source: RefSeq, a predicted model, not a curated record
AGCACACCCACACAGGACAACCGCUGAGGCUGCUCGGUGACACCGCCUUCGACAGUAGGUAGAGCGCUCUCUUUCUUUCUGAACCUGUUGUCAGAAGUGGUGCAUAUUGGCCAAAAGCCACGUAAUCCAGCAUUUCCAUACGUUGGCGUAGUGCACAUUCAUAUAUUGCUUGUUUCCUGUUCUUGUAGCUGUCGAUGUGGUCGGCAGCGGGUACGUCAGCCCGAGUGCGGCGCGCCGUCGUGGUGUGUGCCGCUUCCACCUCGGCAUCUUACCCCUCCUUCCGUCUCCUGCGUGGGCGUGCGCGAAGGGUAACGCCGGCGAGCACUCGUGCUUUCUCUUCCUGCGGACUCAUUCAUCGCACGAGGCGCCGCAGCGCCCCGCAGAAGGGCAACCGCAACGGGGACGACGGCGGUGUGGAAGGUCGCACCGAUGAUCUCGACCGGGGCUGCAACAGCGGGGAAGCAACCGCGUCGCUGUCUCCUCCUCCUUUUUCGAUGCAGCCACCGCCACCGCCGCCGCCGCCGCCGGCCGAGUUGUCAGCAGAAGAGUGGCGCGAGUUCCAGCACUACCUCCGCCAAGUCGAAGUCGCCGACCCGGAGUUUCUGGCGUUCGCGGAGGGCGUCACCCAACCAGUGGAGGCGCACAGCAAGCGUCACCGUCAACCGCACCGCCGCUUUAUCGGCGAUGACGAAGCCAGCGCGGAGGCGGCGGCCGAGACAGAUCACUUACUGCAUGGCAGCUCCGUCAGGGGUCCGUACGUGCAACAGCGAGCCACCGAUGCGUCAGCACUCCCGUCUGCGCCGCCUCCCAUGUCCAUGGAAGACGUAACGGAACUGGAGCAGGAUCUCGCACAGGAAGACGCGCUGGAGGAGCAGCGGGCCACCGAGCACUUUCCCUUCUCCUCUGACGUGGAUGACAAAAGAGCCUCCGACAACGAUAACGCUGGCAGCGGUGCAACGAUGGAGUUUGGUUAUGACGCCGAUAGCGACGCCGGUAUUCUGGCCGCGCUGAAGGGUCGCGCGACGCGGUUGCAGAACGUGGCGGACACCGUCACGGCGCCGUUGCUGAUCCCCGGCAAGGACGGCACGGUCGCGGCACCACUGGCGGAUCCCAACUCCGUCUCCCUUUCCCCGUUGACUGUCCCCCGUGUGCACCUCCUCUCGUCGCAGAGCUAUCUCGUACAGCAAGACCGCUGCUAUUUGGCUCCCCGCACGCCUCCUGCGGUGCAGCUGCUCCCUCGGUCCACUACUACCGCAGCAACAGCAGCGGCGGCGCGGCAGUGUGUCUUGGUGGUGUUCUCCUCGAACGAUCUCCGCGUGCACGACAACCACCUCCUCGCCCUCGCCUCUGUCCGCGCGCGGGCGGCAGCAGCAGCGACGGCGGUGGUGGUGGACGGCGGGCACGGCCGCACGCCUCCCCCCGGGCGCCCCGCUCCCCGUCAUUGCGGUCUGCGUACUCGACCCUCGCACUUUCGCCCAGCCGAGCGUCGUCGGCGGCUUCUUCCGUCAGAGCCCGCAGCGGGCGCAGUUUAUGCUGGACACCGUCGCCGCCCUGCGCGCCAAGCUCGAAGGGGAGCUGCGGGUGCCGUUGCUGGUGCGCUGCGGGCGGCCGGAGGAGCACGUCCCCCGGUUGGCUGCGGAGCUGGGGGCGACGGAUGUCUUCAUGACGACGCAGUACGCACCGCACGAACGUCGGGUGCAGGCCCUCGCCAUGCGGCGACUGCGCCAAGGGGUGUGGGUGUCGCGGGAGGAUGUGUGUGGCGGCGCACGCGUCACGUCUGCGGCGGCGGCAGAUCCAGUAGGAGACGACGAUGCGCUGGUGGCGGUGGUGGAGCAUCACACAUCUCAGCAGCACCCCUACGGUGGCGCCGCCGCAGUGGUGGCCCCGCCCGUCGUGCACAGUGUAUGGCAAACCACCUUGGUCCACCUGGACGACCUGUCCACCCCCCUCGCGGCGAUGAAGGAGGGCGAGCGGUGGUAUCACGACGACGUCACCGUCAGCACCAUCCGCCCCACCGCACCCUACGACAGCGCGACGCAGCGACUGGCUGAGUUGUCCACAACGUGGCAGCACGACGCCCUCCUGCCUUCCCAGGAGGAGCGGGCCGGCCGGUCACCGCCGUCGGUGCUUCGAGGGGCGCUGCCCACGCUGGAGGACCUCGGCUACGCGGCGGACCGGGCUGACCUUGCCUUUGAAGAGGUCAUCGCCACCGAGUCCUCCCACCCGGCCGCUGGCGAGGAGGCUGCCCUCGCCCGGGUGCAGGACUGGCUCGCCGAAGACGGCAUGUCGUCCCUGCUUCGCUAUGGGCGGGAGCACCGGACGAACACGAAGAUGUACUCGCAGAAGCUGGCCCGGGUGUCGCCGUACAUCGCCGUGGGGGCCCUCUCGCCGCGCAAGUACUACGAGCUGCUCCGCGUGCACACCCACGCCAACAUGCGCGACGGCUUCGUGCAGCAGCAGUUCCGUGAGGGUGUACUGCGGCUGUCGCGGCGGGACUACUGGCACUGGAUGGGGCUCCGCUUUGGGGACCGCCUCUUCUUCUCGUACGGCCCACACCCGGAGCAGACGGACGAGGUGCCGGACUGGCGGCACGACGCGAAGGUGGUGCAGCGCUGGUGUAACGCGCUGACCGGCAUCCCGUUUGCCGAUGCAGCGAUGCGGGAGCUGGUGGGAACGGGCUUUGUUGCCCACGAAGGGCGGCAGGCGCUGGCGUGGCUGCUGACCCGCGGUUACGGUCAGGACUGGCGGCUAGGCGCCGAGUGGCUGGAGCGCUGCUCGCUCGACUACGACCCCUUCGUCUGCUACGGCAACUUCGCCUACAGCAGCGGGCUCGUGCUCGACGACUUUGGCGAGCCGGUGCGCAACGUCCACUACCUCGCCCACCACCACGACCAGACAGGGAUUUACAUUAAAAAGUGGCUGCCGCAGCUGUCCAAGGUGCCGCCGGUGUACAUCCACCGUCCUCACGUGCUCACCGCACGCAUGCAGGCCAUUCACAACGUGCACCUCGGACUGAACUACCCUUACCCGUUGAAGCUGUGGCAGGGGGCGCAGCGCACGCUGUCCGCGGCGGAGCUGCCGUCCUACUAUGCGCAAGGAAUUCAGCGCGGCCCUGGUUACGCGGAGGCGCUGCGGUACGGCAGUGCGGUGAUGCCGCCGGAGGAACUGCAUGCGGCGGUGUCGCCAGCGUAUCUGCGGCACCGCACCUGGGCGUCGAUGCUGCCCGCAUCUGCCUUCGCGGAGGGGGGAGAAGCAGGCGAGGAGGGGGGAGAGGCAAUGGCGGUGGAGAUGGGCGCGAAGUCGCGUGUGGCUGCCCUAGCGGGGACACAAGCGGCCGCGAUGGCGAAGUCCUCUGCGGGUGUUCAUGGGAGCGAGAAAGCGCUUGUGUAG